ACACGUGAAUGCGCGUGGAGAGAAAACAGAUUCGCGUGAAGCUCGAUAAAUAGUUUAAACUUUUAACUAUUUUAAUCUUUAAAUCUUUAAUCUUUGUUUUCCCGCCAUGUUGGAGCAGCUGGGUUUGAUCGGGACGCUGCGAGACGAAGAUCAGAGUCCAGAAGAACCGGACUCCGAUUCUGAUCCAGAGGAGCAGCCGAUCGUCCUGAACAGGAAGAAGAAGUUCGGAUCUCAAACUCGCAGCGCGAAAGAUUUCAACACAGAGUUCGAGUUCGCAGAACGAGACGGAACCCCGAACGAUGACUGGGUGAUGGCCGACGUCCUGAAGCAGCUGAAGAACCGGAAAACUCGAACGACUCUUGACCAGAAAAUCGAUAAAAUCAGGAAGAAGAGGAAAGCAGAGGAGAAAUCAGCUCAGACUGAGGCUGCAGGAGGUUCUGCAGAAAAGAUGGAGGACGAGGAUGAAGAGGAAGAUACGAAGCCAGCUGCAGAAGAACUUGAUGAUGAUGAUGAUGAUGAUAAGGAGGAGGAGGAGGAGGAUGAAGAUGAGUUUGAUUCGGGUGAUGAGGAGAUUCUGACCAAAUCAGACACGCUGAGAGACAAGGAGCGCCGAGGCAGGAAGAGGAAGUCUGGAGAGGAGGCUCCGGAGUCUUUCUACGAAGACGCGUCUCAGUACGACGACAAGCUCACCUUCGAUGAAAUGAACCUGAGCAGACCCAUCCUGAAGGCCGUCACCGCUCUGGGCUUCAAGCAGCCGACUCCCAUCCAGAAGGCCUGUAUCCCCAUCGGGCUGCUGGGCCGAGACCUCUGCGCUUGUGCUGCUACUGGAACAGGAAAGACGGCCGCCUUCAUUCUGCCGGUGUUGGAGCGUUUGGUGUAUAAGCCCAGGACGAUGCAGGUUACCCGGGUCCUGGUUCUGGUUCCUACCAGGGAGUUGGGGAUCCAGGUUCACUCUGUGGCCCGUCAGCUGGCACAGUUCACGUCGAUCACCACCUGCCUGACUGUUGGUGGUUUGGACCUGAAGUCUCAGGAGGCUGCAUUGAGGGCGGGACCAGACGUCCUGAUUGCCACACCUGGGCGGCUGAUUGAUCACCUUCACAACACGCCGAGCUUCGAGCUGACACACAUCGAGAUCCUGAUCCUGGACGAGGCUGACAGGAUGUUGGAUGAGUACUUUGAAGAACAGAUGAAGGAGAUCAUCAGGUUGUGUUCUUACAACAGACAGACCAUGUUGUUCUCUGCCACCAUGACAGAGGAGGUGAAGGACCUGGCAGCAGUCUCGCUGAAGCAGCCAAUCAGGAUCUUUGUUAACAGCAACACUGAUGUGGCUCCGUACCUACGACAGGAGUUUGUUAGAAUCCGACCAAACAGAGAGGGAGACCGUGAGGCCGUGGUGGCUGCUCUGCUGACUCGGACCUUCCAGGAUCACGUGAUGUGUUUCACUCAGACGAGGAAACAAGCUCAUAGACUGCACAUCCUGCUGGGCCUGAUGGGACUGAAGGUGGGGGAACUGCAUGGAGAACUGAGCCAGAACCAGAGACUGGAGAACCUCAGGCGUUUUAAAGACGAACAGAUUGAUAUCUUGGUGGCAACAGAUGUAGCAGCGAGAGGUCUGGACAUCGAUGGAGUUAAAACAGUGAUAAACUUCACGAUGCCAUCGACAGUGAAGCACUACGUUCACCGUGUCGGCCGGACAGCGAGAGCGGGUCGUUCUGGACGUUCCGUGUCGCUGGUCGGAGAGUCUGAGAGGAAAAUGCUGAAAGAUGUCGUGAAGUCAGCCAAGAACAGCGUGAAGGCUCGAGUGCUGCCGCCAGAUGUCAUCCUGAAGUUCAGAGAUCUGAUCACCAAACUGGAGAAAGAUGUUGAAGCUGUGGUGAAGCUGGAGAGAGAAGAGAGAGAACUGGCUGCCUCUGAGGCCAAGCUGAGUGUGGCUCAGAAGCGUCUCGAUGGCUCCGCCUCCUGUGACUCACAGCGAGUUUGGUUUCAGACUCAACAGGAAAGGAAACAAAGCCGCG
Messenger RNA from Scomber scombrus (Atlantic mackerel), 2015 nucleotides. RefSeq names its product DEAD (Asp-Glu-Ala-Asp) box polypeptide 27 (gene ddx27). Gene Ontology annotation, molecular function: RNA helicase activity; nucleic acid binding; ATP binding. The record is from RefSeq and is a predicted model, not a curated record. NCBI's taxonomy places the organism in Eukaryota, Metazoa, Chordata, Actinopteri, Scombriformes, Scombridae.